UUCAGACCAAAGACAGACACAUUUCUCUGAGUUUGUUCAGCAGCCAAAGAGAAGAGUGGAAAACUAGAAGUCUGCUAAGAUCGGCUGACUCUUCAGACACUGAAGAGCCAGGAUGGAGGAGGAGGAUCUCACCUGCACAAUCUGUUGCAACAUCUUCAGAGAUCCUGUUGUCCUGUCAUGCAGCCACAGCUUCUGUAAAGACUGUCUGCAGAGAUGGUGGAGAAAUAAACAUGAACGCGAGUGCCCAGUCUGUAAGACUGUUUCUUCAAGUGCAAAACCACCUGUCAGCGUGGUGCUGAAGAGCCUGUGUGAGGCCUUUCUACUGGAGAAAGGAAAGAAACCUCACAAUGAAGAUCUCUGCACGCUGCACUCAGAGAAACUCAAACUCUUCUGCUUGGACCAUCAGCAGCUGGUGUGUCUCAUCUGCAGAGAUUCAGAAACCCACUCUAACCACACAUUCAGGCCCAUCAGUGAAGCUGUAGAACAACAGAAGCAGAAACUUCAGGAAACUCUGAACCCUUUAAAAGAGAGAUUGGUGGGUUUAAAGGAAGUUAAAGUGAAGUUUGAUCAGACAGCUGAGCACAUUAAAGUCCAGGCCCUGCACACAGAGAGGAGGAUAAAGAAGCAGUUUCAGAAGCUUCACGAGUUUCUGAAUGAGGAAGAGGAGGCCAGGGUGGCUGCUCUGAGGGAGGAGGAGGAGCUGAGGAGUCAGAUGAUGCAGGAGAAGAUAGAAGCUCUGAGUAGAGAGAUUGACGCUCUCUCAGACGCUGUCAGAGCUGCAGAGGCCGAGCUGGAAGCUGUAGACAUCUCCUUCCUGAAAAACUACAAAGCUGCAGUGCAAAGAGUCCAGCAGCGCCCCCUGCCAGAGGAUCCACCACUGCCUUCAGGAGCUCUGAUUGAUGAGAUCAAACACCUGGGCAACCUGAGCUUCAACAUCUGGAAGAAGAUGAAGGACAUUGUGUCAUUCAUUCCUGUGAUUUUGGAUCCAAACUCUGCGCAUCCAAACCUCGUCCUGUCCGAUGAUCUGACCAGCGUCACAGUGGGGCAGGAGAGGCAGCUUCCUAUGAAUCCAGAGAGGUUUUAUCACCUUUUCUCUGUUCUGGGUUCUGAAGGCUUUGACUCAGGGACUCACAGCUGGGAUGUCCAGGUUGGAAACAGUGAAGUCUGGACACUGGGCGUUAUAACAGAGUCUUUCCAAAGGCAUGCAGAGAAUCCAAUUGGACACUGGAGAAUAGGGUAUGGUUCGGGCCUGUACACUGCAAGGGCUUCACCCAAUCCAUGCAAGGUUCUUGUUGUCCGAAAUAAGGUUCAAAAACUCAGAGUAAAUCUGGACUGUGACAGAAGGACUCUGUCUUUCUACGAUCCUAAAGCUAAAACACAGAUAUUCACAUUCACACAACUUUCCUCAGAGAGGUUGUUUCCAUUCCUGAACACCGCCGAUAAACUCAGCAUAUUACCGUCUAAAGUCUUAGUGAAAGUAAAACCGAGAGCCUAACAGAUGAGGACGACUGAACUUGAUAUAUUCUUUCUGAAUUAACUGUUUACUUAUACCAUCCCAUAUGGAAAAGAAAUAGAAAAAGCUUGUAAAAUUAUUCACUGCUUUAAGUAUUAAAUGUUUGUGUAAUAUAUGUGGUCCAUGUUUAGUAAGACUAGUAUGUCUCAUAAUAUGAUUUACUCCUGAAAGUGGCCACUUUUGCAUUUUUUUCAUACAACAAAACUAUAAGGAUUAAAUAGGGCUCAAAUCACAUUAUAUAUGUUAUCUAUAAGGAAAGUUCAUUAAAAUGUACAUUUUUCUCAUAUGGUCCAUAUAGUAUUUUUCAGUAUUAAAUAUUUUAUCAUGUUUCAGUACAAACACUUAUGUGUUUUAUAUAUGAAUAAUUAAUUAUAAAUAUGUUUUGUAUGUAAAGUGUAGCUAUUUUAUAUGAAAACUGUUCUUUGAAGAUAUGUUUUGUUUAUAACUUGUACAUGUCCAACAUUGAAAAAUAUGCAUCCAUAUAAACUUAGCAGAAAAAGUAAGGAAAUUUGUGUUUGGUAGAUUAUUUCUUUGUUGUAACAAUGCUUCUUGGCAAUAA
Cheilinus undulatus (humphead wrasse) is the source of this 2072-nucleotide messenger RNA. RefSeq names its product zinc-binding protein A33-like. The transcript has 2 exons. The record is from RefSeq and is a predicted model, not a curated record. Bases 113 to 1495 code for a protein of 460 amino acids. Gene Ontology annotation, molecular function: zinc ion binding; protein binding. NCBI's taxonomy places the organism in Eukaryota, Metazoa, Chordata, Actinopteri, Labriformes, Labridae.